Molecule: messenger RNA, 2535 nt
Organism: Ruditapes philippinarum (Manila clam)
Lineage: Eukaryota; Metazoa; Mollusca; Bivalvia; Venerida; Veneridae
Product: N-alpha-acetyltransferase 50-like
Exons: 5
Coding region: 146-655 (169 amino acids)
Biological process (GO): mitotic sister chromatid cohesion
Cellular component (GO): NatA complex
Molecular function (GO): acyltransferase activity, transferring groups other than amino-acyl groups
Source: RefSeq, a predicted model, not a curated record
GUUAAGUUUUUCGAACAUUGUUCUUUCUAUUUUUAAUCAAGCUCGCCGAAAAUUUCUUCCGGCGGGAUUCACGUUUUCGGCCAAAAAAUCAAUCUUGUAAAGAAAAAUUAUAUCGAAAAAGUUAAUUCUGGACAACCUAUCAAAAAUGACGAGAGGUGGUCGAACUGAACUAGGGGACAUCACUCCACACAACAUUAAGCAGUUAAAGAGGUUAAACCAAGUUGUCUUCCCUGUCACAUACAAUGACAAGUUCUAUAAAGAUGUUUUGGAAGUAGGAGAAUUAGCUAAGUUAGCAUAUUACAAUGAUAUUGUGGUAGGAGCUGUAUGUUGUAGAGUUGACAAUUCUGAGAAUCAACGACGUCUUUACAUAAUGACACUAGGUGCCCUGGCUCCAUACCGUAGACUAGGAAUAGGAACUGUGAUGUUAGAACAUGUACUCAAUAUUUGUGAGAAGGAUGGAAAUUAUGACAAUGUCUUUCUACAUGUACAAGUGAACAAUGAGGGUGCUAUCAAAUUUUACGAGAAACACGGUUUUGAGAUUGUAGAGGAAAAGAAGAAUUAUUACAAGAGGAUUGAACCUGCUGAUGCCUACGUGCUGCAGAAAACUUUUCGAGAGAAAUCCCAGAGUAAACAAACAGAGAGUAAACAAUCAUAAAACCACUUAGUCUAACAAAUUUAAAAACUAUUAAUAAAUUAAGUAUUUACAUCAUUCAAGACAGGCAUUGUUAUAACAAAUACUUUUUUGUGCUACCUGAAAAUACUGAGUUGAACAUUUAGUCACUUGUUUGUCUUUUCUUCACACUACAGUUGCCACUUCUCAUUUUCUAACACAUAUUUAGAUACCUGGUAUUCAGAUACAUGUAUGUUAUGCGUGUCUUUUGACUUUGAGCUUCAUGAGGUCAAGGCCACCAAUGCUUAAAAUAGAUUUUUCUACUCUUCAUAUUAGGGUUAAAAUUAUCUUUAUUUUAUAAGUAAGUGUUCAUCAGAAACCGCUACUUAUGAGUAAGGUUAAAGGUAAGCCUGAUGGUUUUUUUUACCUUUCUCCAUUGGAUACUUAUUUAUCGAAAAGAAGUCUUAAGAAAUUUUGGUAUGUAAAUACUAAAGCAAUGUAUGUCUAUCAUUUGAUAAGAGUUUAAGGGUGAUUAGGUCUAGGUAAAUAAGUCUACAAACAGAUUAUGAAGUAUUUUUCAUAGCUCAACAAUGAUUUGCACUUGUGUCAUAGUGCAGUCAGGGAGAAUCCAUUGUUAUCAUCAGUAUUCUAUGUUUUGAAGCUGAUAAUGUUCUGCAGUAAUUAUGUAUUGCAAAUGAUUUAAUCACAAUUGUUUUCUUCUUUUAAAUUUACUUAAAGAAACAGGGUCCAAAAAUACUCUCUGGACCUGAACAAAUACAUUUACAAUAUUUUUUUUUGGUAAAAUUUUGGCAUGGUUAAUCUACAUUUCUAGUUUUGGUUUUUUUCUUCUUCAUAUUUCAGUUUUCAUCACUAUUACAUUCAGUCAAUAUAUUGCAUAAUGAUAAAUGAUGUGUUGAGAUAUAAUUUUAGGCAUUUCAUGAAAUGUUUGACAAGUUAUGCACAAGGAAUUUUAUAUUUCCAUGUUUAUUUGACUAUAAGCUGAUGACAAAUAUUUAGUUUACUAAGCCAGAGAAGAAUUUUAUUGAUUCGUUAUCUGCAACUUUCUUUUCAUUUAUUAUCUGAGAAUACUUACUGGUUAACUUACUGGUUAACUUACUGGGUAACAUACCGGUUAGCUGCUUUAAAGCAGAAUGCCUCCAGAUUCAUGCUCAUAUUUAUGAAGCUUGAAAAUGAAUUUAAAAUAUUGUGAAUAAAGAAAGUAAUAUUCACAUUGCAAUUGGCACUUAACAAUCCAUGUAAAUUACCAAAAAGAUGUCAAAAUAUGCAAAAACUAGCACAAACUGUGUUAGUCACACAGUAGAAAUAAGAUAAUAAAUACUGCUAUAUCAGUCAUAAAUCAUACAUAACAUGUGGAUCAUUACUUGAAUCCUAAAUAUUUUCACUUUUCUUAAAAUCUUAGGUCAUUUUCUCAAGUCUGAUUUUCAUGAAAUAUUUGGCUCAUCUGGAGGCACACAGCUUUAAAAAUUCUUUAAUUAACUUAAGGCUUUGUGCAGUUGUUAAUAAUGGAAGAUUUUUAUGGACACAUUUCUUGUUAAUUGUUUUUUUCUAAAAUGUUUAAAAAAAUUAAAAAUUUAAAAAUCUUUCUAUCAAAAUAUGUUGUAAUAUGUUGAUAUUGAAUGAAAAGUUAUAAUGGAUUUUUAAGAUAACUUUGUAGGUUCUUAUUAUUUCAUUCGAACAAAUUCUGUUUAGAUAAAUGUUCAACAUAGAAUUUUGUUAUUUAUAUUAAGUUUGACAAUGUUUCUUCGAUAAUGAAAAUCAUUUUCAUAAUGCCUUAAUUCUGCUGUUAAUUCAAGUAUGGAUUUUCUGAAUAAAUAAUUAGGUAAAUCUUAUAAUAUGUCAUGAAUUUACCUGUUGGUUUUUCUACUUUGUACAUUUACAUGUAAAUAAACUAUUUUGUAAAUUAA